Messenger RNA from Anthonomus grandis grandis, 1081 nucleotides. RefSeq names its product ADP-ribosylation factor-like protein 1 (gene Arl1). Gene Ontology annotation, biological process: intracellular protein transport; vesicle-mediated transport. NCBI's taxonomy places the organism in Eukaryota, Metazoa, Arthropoda, Insecta, Coleoptera, Curculionidae. The coding region runs from base 176 to 718 and encodes 180 amino acids. Gene Ontology annotation, molecular function: GTPase activity; GTP binding. Gene Ontology annotation, cellular component: cytoplasm; Golgi apparatus. The transcript is spliced from 4 exons. The record is from RefSeq and is a predicted model, not a curated record.
UUUGACAAAUGUAAAUAGAAUCAUAUUGAACACGUCAAAUUUUACCAAAGAAAAAAGUAGAAAUAUAAAAUAUUGCCGGAUUAGUGCCUGGUUUAUAUAAAUAUGACCCUUUUCUAAGCCACGACUAGUAUCCCCCUAAGUUCUAUAUAUCAUCUAUAAAUUAUACAAAUUCAUUAUGGGUGUUCUGUUUAGCUACUUUAAAAGCCUUAUUGGGGCUAGGGAAAUGCGAAUCUUAAUUUUGGGGCUCGACGGAGCUGGGAAAACUACCAUUUUGUAUAGACUACAAGUUGGGGAAGUGGUAACGACCAUUCCUACCAUAGGGUUUAAUGUAGAACAAGUUACAUAUAAGAAUUUGAAGUUUCAAGUGUGGGACUUGGGAGGACAAACCAGUAUUAGGCCUUACUGGAGGUGCUACUACAGCAAUACAGACGCCAUAAUAUACGUAGUAGAUUCAGCCGAUAAGGAACGAAUGGGCAUAUCAAAAGACGAAUUAUUCCAUAUGCUUAGGGAAGAAGAGCUCCAAGAUGCUAUCUUAGUAGUUCUAGCUAACAAACAAGACAUACCCGGCUGUAUGUCCCUAAAAGAAGUGCAUCAAGCAUUAGGUUUAGACGCGCUAAAAAAUCGCACUUUUCAAAUAUUUAAAACAUCGGCCACGAAAGGUGAAGGUUUAGAUAUGGCAAUGGAAUGGCUGGCGAACACGCUGAAAAACCGGAAAUAGCACUUUUUCGCGGGAAAUUUUUUUAUGUAUUUAUUUUCUAGUCUGUGUAAGGGUGUCUGCCAGAAGCACAUAACAAGCCUAAUAAGAUGUAAAGUUUAGUUAGGUUGUGUUUUUUUUCGUUCUUUAAUACUAUGGUAAUAUUCGUACUUUGUGGAAACGGGAUGAAUUUUCACUAAUGUAAUACCAUUCCAAGAUUAGCACACUAAAACAAUCCACAUAAUUUAACUAUUCGAAUGUUAAAAUUGUCUUCAUUUUAAAAUAAACCUAAUAUUUUGUACUAUGUAGUUUUAAAUGUAAUCUAUAUUUAUCGCAAGCAUAUAUGUUUUAGAUUGUAUGUAAAUAAAUUACUUAGCAUUUUCAGGA